AAGAAGAAGAACUUAUUUCGGUGUGGCGGGAAUGCACCUAUCGUUUGUUUGCCAACAAGAUAAGUUUGUUAACCCGCCAUAAAACACAAGAAAAAAAAGAAGAGGAACUUAUUUCGAUGCUGGAUAUCUCAGCUGAAGUGAUGUCACUGAAGUCAAAACUGAUGGAAAGAGACGACAGGUUACAGGAGCUGGAAAAGGUUUCCUGUCAAUCUUCAGUGUGUGUGACUGAUGGGAUCUCCACAGAAUGUCAGGAUUCAGUGUGGAGCGGCAGAGAUCAGUCCACACCACAGCGACUGCUGGACAAACUCUCUGAACAGAGAUCCAGAUACACACAGGACUCACAGCUCACUUUACUCUGUUCUACAGCUGGUAAUCAGGGUGAUCAAACCUCCACAGAGUCUCUGACUUCUGUCUGUAACACUGGAGAACAGCAGAUGCUGCAGAUACCAGUGAAGACUGAAGUGAAGCUGGAGGAGAUAAAAUACGAAAACACAGCAGAGGAACAACAGAGAGAAGAAGAUGAUGAUGAUGAUGAUGAUCAAACCUCCACAGAGUCUCUGGCUUCUGUCUGUAAAGUUGAGGAACAGCAGAUACCUGUGAAGAUUGAAGUGAAGCUGGAGGAGAUAAAAUACGAAAACACAGCAGAGGAACAACAAAGAGAAGGAGAAGAUGAUGAUGAUCAAACCUCCACAGAGUGUCAGACAACUCUCUGUAACGCUGGAAAACAACAGAUGCUGCAGAUACCAUUGAAGAUGAAGAUGUGUUCAGUGAAGCUGCUGGACUGCAGGAACCUGAUGAAGAUGAGAGGAGAAUCCACAGCAGUGAAACAACAGAGCGAUGAUGAUGAUUUUAUUCCUUUUGACCUGAUGAAGGUGAACGAGGAUAUUCAAGAGCUGAAUGAAGUGGAUGAGAAAUUUCAGAAAGUUCAUAUUUUCAAAACUGGAGAAAAUGAUUUGAGUUGUUCAAAGACUAAAAAGAAUUGCCCAUCAAAAAAGUCUCAAAGAACUGCCAAAAAUACUUUCACCUGCUCUCAGUGUGGAAAACAUUUUACAUAUAAAUUUAAUCUUAAAACACACAUGAGAGUUCACACAGGAGAGAGACCUUACACAUGCCAUCAUGCUGAGAAGCUUUACAAGUGCUCACACUGUGGAAAGAGUUUCACUCGAUCACAACACCUGAAAACACAUGAGAGAAUUCACACUGGAGAAAAACCUUACAAGUGCUCACACUGUGGAAAGAGUUUCAUUCAGGUACAUAACCAAAAAACACAUGAGAGAAUUCACACUGGAGAGAAACCUUACACGUGCUCACACUGUGAAAAGAGUUUCACUCACUUAGCUAGCCUGAAAAGACAUGAGAGAAUUCAUACUGGAGAGAAACCUUACAAGUGCUCACACUGUGGAAAGAGUUUCAUUCAGAGUUUCAGUCGAUCACAACGCCUGAAAAAACAUGAGAGAAUUCACACUGGAGAGAAACCUUACAAGUGCUCACACUGUGAAAAGAGUUUCACUGACUUAGCUAGCCUGAAAAGACAUGAGAGAAUUCAUACAGGAGAGAAACCUUACAAGUGCUCACACUGUGGAAAGAGUUUCACUCGAUCACAACACCUGAAAAAACACAAGAGAAUUCACACUGGAGAACAACCUUACAAGUGCUCACACUGUGGAAAGAGUUUCAAUCGAUCACAACACCUGAAAAAACAUGAGAGAAUUCACACUGGAGAGAAACCUUACAAGUGCUCACACUGUGAAAAGAGUUUCACUGACUUAGCUAGCCUGAAAACACAUGAGAGAAUUCAUACAGGGGAGAAACCUUACAAGUGCUCACACUGUGGAAAGAGUUUCACUCAGUCACAACACCUGAAAACACAUGAGAGAAUUCACACUGAAGAAAAACCUUACAAGUGCUCACACUGUGGAAAGAGUUUCAUUCAGGUACAAAACCUAAAAACACAUGAGAGAUUUCACACUGGAGAAAAACCUUACAAGUGCUCACACUGUGGAAAGAGUUUCAGUCGAUCACAACGCCUGAAAAAACAUGAGAGAAUUCAUACUGGAGAGAAACCUUACAAGUGCUCACACUGUGGAAAGAGUUUCAUUCAGGUACAUAACCUAAAAACACAUGAGAGAAUUCACACUGGAGAGAAACCUUACAAGUGCUCACACUGUGAAAAGAGUUUCACUCACUUAGCUAGCCUGAAAAGACAUGAGAGAAUUCAUACUGGAGAGAAACCUUACAAGUGCUCACACUGUGGAAAGAGUUUCAUUCAGGUACAAAACCUAAAAACACAUGAGAGAUUUCACACUGGAGAAAAACCUUACAAGUGCUCACACUGUGGAAAGAGUUUCAGUCGAUCACAACGCCUGAAAAAACAUGAGAGAAUUCAUACUGGAGAGAAACCUUACAAGUGCUCACACUGUGGAAAGAGUUUCAUUCAGGUACAUAACCUAAAAACACAUGAGAGAAUUCACACUGGAGAGAAACCUUACAAGUGCUCACACUGUGAAAAGAGUUUCACUCACUUAGCUAGCCUGAAAAGACAUGAGAGAAUUCAUACUGGAGAGAAACCUUACAAGUGCUCACACUGUGGAAAGAGUUUCAUUCAGGUACAAAACCUAAAAACACAUGAGAGAUUUCACACUGGAGAAAAACCUUACAAGUGCUCACACUGUGAAAAGAGUUUCACUGACUUAGCUAGCCUGAAAAGACAUGAGAGAAUUCAUACAGGAGAGAAACCUUACAAGUGCUCACACUGUGAAAAGAGUUUCACUGACUUAGCUAGCCUGAAAACACAUGUGAGAAUUCAUACUGGAGAGACUUACAAGUUCUCACACUGUGGAAAGAGUUUCACUCACUUAGCUAGCCUGAAAACGCAUGAGAGAAUUCAUACUGGAGAGAAACCUUACAAGUGCUCACACUGUGGAAAGAGUUUCACUCGAUCACAACACCUGAAAAAACACAAGAGAAUUCACACUGGAGAAAAACCUUACAAGUGCUCACACUGUGGAAAGAGUUUCAUUCAGGUAUAUAACCUAAAAACACAUGAGAGAAUUCACACUGGAGAGAAACCUUACAAGUGCUCACACUGUGGAAAGAGUUUUUUCACUCGAUCACAUGACCUGAAAAUACACGAGAGAAUUCACACUGGAGAAAAACCUUACAAGUGUUCACACUGUGGAAAGAGUUUCACUCGAUCACAUGACCUGAAAUUUCACAAGAUAAUUCACACUGGAGAAAAUCCUUACAAGUGCUCACACUGUGGAAAGAGUUUCACUCGAUCACAUGACCUGAAAUUUCACAAGAUAAUUCACACUGGAGAAAAACCUUACAAGUGCUCACACUGUGGAAAGAGUUUCACUCGAUCACAUGUCCUGAAAAUACACGAGAGACUUCACACUGGAGAAAAACCUUACAAGUGCUCACACUGUGGAAAGAGUUUCACUCGAUCACAUGUCCUGAAAACACACGAGAGAAUUCACACUGGAGAAAAACCGUACAAGUGCUCACAUUGUGGAAAGAGUUUCACUCGAUCACAUGACCUGAAAUUUCACAAGAUAAUUCACACUGGAGAAAAUCCUUACAAGUGCUCACAUUGUGGAAAGAGUUUCACUCGAUCACAUGACCUGAAAUUUCACAAGAUAAUUCACACUGGAGAAAAUCCUUACAAGUGUUCACACUGUGGAAAGAGUUUGACUCGAUUACGCGACCUGAAAAGACAUGAGAGACUUCACACUGGAGAGAAACCUUACAAGUGCUCACACUGUGGAAAGAGUUUCACUCAAUCACAACACCUGAAAAUACACGAGAGAAUUCACACACCCCCUAUCCACUAUACCUGCUCUCAGUGUGGAAAACAUUUUACAUAUAAAUUUCAUCUUAAAACACACAUGAGAGUUCACACAGGAGAGAGACCUUACACAUGCCAUCAGUGUGGAAAAAGUUUAACAUCUGUAGGCCAUUUUAAAGAUCAUCUCCACUGUCACUCUGGGGAAAGGCCAUUUGAAUGUGAUCAGUGUGGUAAAACAUUUGUUGUGGAUACAAACGUAAGAAAACACCUGAAAACUCACAAAAAUGAGAAGCUUUACAAGUGCUCACACUGUGGAAAGAGUUUCACUCGAUCACAACACCUGAAAACACAUGAGAAAAUUCACACUGGAGAAAAACCUUACAAGUGCUCACACUGUGAAAAGAGUUUCACUCACUUAGCUAGCCUGAAAAGACAUGAGAGAAUUCAUACUGGAGAGAAACCUUACAAGUGCUCACACUGUGGAAAGAGUUUCACUCGAUCACAAAACCUGAAAACACAUGAGAAAAUUCACACUGGAGAAAAACCUUACAAGUGCUCACACUGUGGAAAGAGUUUCAUUCAGGUACAUAACCUAAAAACACAUGAGAGAAUUCACACUGGAGAGAAACCUUACAAGUGCUCACACUGUGAAAAGAGUUUCACUCACUUAGCUAGCCUGAAAAGACAUGAGAGAAUUCAUACUGGAGAGAAACCUUACAAGUGCUCACACUGUGGAAAGAGUUUCAUUCAGGUACAAAACCUAAAAACACAUGAGAGAUUUCACACUGGAGAAAAACCUUACAAGUGCUCACACUGUGGAAAGAGUUUCAGUCGAUCACAACGCCUGAAAAAACAUGAGAGAAUUCACACUGGAGAGAAACCUUACAAGUGCUCACACUGUGAAAAGAGUUUCACUGACUUAGCUAGCCUGAAAAGACAUGAGAGAAUUCAUACAGGAGAGAAACCUUACAAGUGCUCACACUGUGGAAAGAGUUUCAGUCGAUCACAACACCUGAAAAGACAUGAGAGAAUUCACACUGGAGAAAAACCUUACAAGUGCUCACACUGUGGAAAGAGUUUCACUCACUUAGCUAGCCUGAAAACACAUGAGAGAAUUCAUACUGGAGAGAAACCUUACAAGUGCUCACACUGUGGAAAGAGUUUCGCUCGAUCACAACACCUGAAAAAACACAAGAGAAUUCACACUGGAGAACAACCUUACAAGUGCUCACACUGUGGAAAGAGUUUCAAUCGAUCACAACACCUGAAAAAACAUGAGAGAAUUCACACUGGAGAGAAACCUUACAAGUGCUCACACUGUGAAAAGAGUUUCACUGACUUAGCUAGCCUGAAAACGCAUGAGAGAAUUCAUACAGGGGAGAAACCUUACAAGUGCUCACACUGUGGAAAGAGUUUCACUCAGUCACAACACCUGAAAACACAUGAGAGAAUUCACACUGAAGAAAAACCUUACAAGUGCUCACACUGUGAAAGGAGUUUCACUCAGUCACACAACAUGAAAAAACAUGAGAGAAUUCACACUGGAGAGAAACCUUACAAGUGCUCACACUGUGAAAAGAGUUUCACUGACUUAGCUAGCCUGAAAAGACAUGAGAGAAUUCAUACAGGAGAGAAACCUUACAAGUGCUCACACUGUGGAAAGAGUUUCUCUCGAUCACAACACCUGAAAAGACAUGAGAGAAUUCACACUGGAGAAAAACCUUACAAGUGCUCACACUGUGGAAAGAGUUUCACUGACUUAGCUACUAGCCUGAAAACACAUGAGAGAAUUCAUACUGGAGAGAAACCUUACAAGUGCUCACACUGUGGAAAGAGUUUCACUCGAUCACAACACCUGAAAAAACACAAGAGAAUUCACACUGGAGAAAAACCUUACAAGUGCUCACACUGUGGAAAGAGUUUCAUUCAGUCACAACACCUGAAAAUACAUGAGAGAAUCCAUACUGGAGAAAAACCUUACAAGUGCUCACACUGUGGAAAGAGUUUCACUCAGUCACAUGACCUGAAAAGACAUGAGAGAAUUCACACUGGAGAGAAACCUUACAUGUGCUCACACUGUGGAAAGAGUUUCACUCAGUCACAUGACCUGAAAAGACAUGAGAGAAUUCACACUGGAGAGAAACCUUACAAGUGCUCACACUGUGGAAAGAGUUUCACUCAGUCACAUGACCUGAAAAGACAUGAGAGAAUUCACACUGGAAAGAAACCUUACAAGUGCUUACCCUGUGGAAAGAGUUUCACUCACUCAACAAGCCUGAACACUGGAAAAACAUUUAUGCACUUGGCAGAUGCUUUUAUCCAAAGUGACUUACAGUGCACUUACUACAGGGACAAUCCCCUGGAGCAAUCUGGAGAUAAGUGCCUUGCUCAAGGACUCAAUCCUACGCCACCACCACCCAACAAAGAGCUGGAAAAGAUUUUCUGUCAAUGUUCAGUGUGUGUGACUGAUGGGACCUCCACAGAAUGUCAGGAUUCAGUGUGGAGCGGCAGAGAUCAGUCCACACCACAGCGACUGCUGGACAAACUCUCUGAACAGAGAUCCCGAGACACACAGGACUCACAGCUCACUUUACUCUGUUCUGCUGACGGUAAUCAGGAUGAUCAAACCUCCACAGAGUCUCUGACUUCUGACUGUAAAGCUGGAGAACAGCAGAUGCUGCAGAGACCAGUGAAGAAGGAAGUGAAGCUGGAGGAGAUAAAAUACGAAAACACAGCAGAGGAACAACAGAGAGAUAAAGAUGAUGAUUAUCAAACCUCCACAGAGUCUCUGACUUCUGUCUCUAACACUGGAGAACAGCAGAUGCUGCAGACACCAGUGAAGAAGGAAGUGAAGCUGGAGGAGAUAAAAGAAGAAAACACAGCAGAGGAACAACAGAGAGAAGAAGAUGAUGAUGAUAAAACCUCCACAGAGUCUCUAACUUCUGUCUGUAAUGCUGGAGAACAGCAGACACUGCAGAUACCAGUGAAGAUGUGUUCAUUGAAGCUGCUGGACUGCGGGAACCUGAUGAAGAUGAGAGGAGAAACCACAGUAGAGAAACAACAGAGUGACGAAGAUGAUUUUAUUCCUUUUGUUCAGGUUUUAGACCUGAUGGAGGUGAACGAGGAAAUCCAAGAGCUGAAUAAAGUGGAUGAGAAAUUUCAGAAACGUCAUAUUUUCAAAACUGGAGAAAAUUAUUUGAGUUGUUCAAAGACUAAAAAGAAUUCCCCACCAAAAAAGUCUCGAAGAACUGCCAAAAAUACUUUCACCUGCUCUCGGUGUGGAAAGAAUUUUACAUAUAAAAGUCAUCUUAAUAGACACAUGAGAGUUCACACACGAGAGAGACCUUACACAUGCCAUCAGUGUGGAAAAAGUUUCACUCACUCAAAUAACCUGAAAACACAUGAGAGAAUUCACACUGGAGAAAAACCUUACAAGUGCUCACAUUGUGGAAAGAGUUUCACUCACUCAAAUAACCUGAAAACACAUGAGAGAAUUCAUACUGGAGAAAAACCUUACAAGUGCUCACACUGUGGAAAGAGUUUUAAUCAGUCAGAACACCUGAAAAUACAUGAGAGAGUUCACACUGGAGAGAAACCAUACAAGUGCUCACACUGUGGAAAGAGUUUCACUCAGUUACAAAACCUGAAAAUACACGAGAGACUUCACACUGGAGAAAAACCUUACAAGUGCUCACACUGUGGAAAGAGUUUCACUCAGUCACACGACCUGAAAACACACAAGAGAAUUUACACUGGAGAAAAACCUUACAAGUGUUCACACUGUGGAAAGAGUUUCACUCGAUCACAACACCUGAAAAAACACGAGAGAAUUCACACUGGAUAAAUACCUUACAAGUGCUCACACUGUGGAAUGCUGGAUAUCUCAGCUGAACUGGAAAAGGUUUCCUGUCAAUCUUCAGUGUGUGUGACUGAUGGGACCUCCACAGAAUGUCAGGAUUCAGUGUGGAGCGGCAGAGAUCAGUCCACACCACAGCGACUGCUGGACAAACUCUCUGAACAGAGAUCCAGAGACACACAGGACUCACAGCUCACUUUACUCUGUUCUACUGACGGUAAUCAGGGUGAUCAAACCUCCACAGAGUCUCUGACUUCUGUCUGUAACACUGGAGAACAGCAGAUGCUGCAGAGACCAGUGAAGAUUGAAAUGAAACAGGAGGAGAUAAAAGAAGAAAAUACAGCAGAGGAACAGCAGAGUAAUGAAAAUGAUAAAUAUGAUGAUGAUCAAACCUCCACAGAGUCUCUGGUUUCUGUCUGUAACACUGAAGAACAGCAGAUGCUGCAAAUACCAUUGAAGAUUGAAGUGAAGCUGGAGGAGAUAAAAGAAGAAAACACAGCAGAGGAACAACAGAAAGAUAAAGAUGAAAAUGAUGAUGAUGAUCAAACCUCCAUAGAGUCUCUGACUUCUGUCUGUAACGCUGGAAAACAGCAGAUGCUGCAGAUACCAUUGAAGAUGAAGAUGUGUUCAGUGAAGCUGCUGGACUGCAGGAACCUGAUGAAGAUGAGAGGAGAAUCCACAGCAGAGAAACAACAGAGCGAUGAUGAUUUUAUUCCUUUUGACCUGAUGAAGGUGAACGAGGAUAUUCAAGAGCUGAAUGAAGUGGAUGAGAAAUUUCAGAAAGUUCAUAUUUUCAAAACUGGAGAAAAUUAUUUGAGUUGUUCAAAGACUACAAAGAAUUGCCCAUCAAAAAAGUCUCAAAGAACUGCCAAAAAUACUUUCACCUGCUCUCAGUGUGGAAAAGAUUUUACAUAUAAAAGUCAUCUUAAAACACACAUGAGAGUUCACACAGGAGAGAGGCCUUACACAUGCCAUCAGUGUGGAAAAAGUUUAACAUCUGUAGGCCAUUUUAAAGAUCAUCUCCACUGUCACUCUGGAGAAAGGCCAUUUGAAUGUGAUCAGUGUGGUAUAACAUUUGUUGUGGAUACAAACUUAAGAAAACACCUGAGAACUCACACAAAUGAGAAGCCUUACAAGUGCUCACACUGUGGAAAGAGUUUCACUCAGGUACAAAACCUAAAAUCACAUGAGAGAAUUCACACUGGAGAGAAACCUUAUAAGUGCUCACACUGUGGAAAGAGUUUCACUCACUCACAUAAUAUGAAAACACACGAGAGAAUUCACACUGGAGAAAAACCUUACAAGUGCUUGCACUGUGGAAAGAGUUUCACUAAGUCAGACCACCUGAAACUACACGAGAGAAUUCAUUCUGGAGAGAAACCUUACAAGUGCUCACACUGUGGAAAGAGUUUCACAAACUCACCAACCCUGAAAACACACGAGAGACUUCAUACUGGAGAAAAACCUUACAAGUGCUCACACUGUGGAAAGAGUUUCACUCAGGUACAAAACCUAAAAUCACAUGAGAGAAUUCACACUGGAGAAAAACCUUACAAGUGCACACACUGUGGAAAGAGUUUCACUCAGUCACGCGACCUGAAAAUACACGAGAGAAUUCAUACUGGAGAGAAACCUUACAAUUGCUCACACUGUGGAAAGAGUUUCACUCGAUCACAACACCUGAAAAAACAUGUGAGAAUUCACACUGGAGAAAAACCUUACAAGUGUUCACACUGUGGAAAGAGUUUCAGCCGGUUAGAACACAUGAAAACACAUGAGAGAAUCCAUACUAGAGAAAAACCUUUGUAAAGGGAUUAAUGGAAAGGAGGCGGCGAGAACCAGCUUGACAAUGUAAAUAAUAGUUUAAUAAUAAACUGAACCAAAAAGACACAAACACACACAGGUUUCGAUAGAUGCCUGUAACUCUCUCUCUGUCACAUUGCCUGUAUCCCUCUUGAGGGCUUAAUUAGCUCUUUCCCUGGGGGGUGCGUGCCUUCUGCCCCAUCUGCCGGCAGGUCAUCCCCGUCUACCUGGAUGAGGGAGGGGACAAGGGGAGGGAAACAAAAAAAAAGUUUGUCUCACACUUUUGAAAAGACUCACUCAGCCACAAAACCUGAAAAUUCAUGAGAGAACACAUACUGGAGAGAAACCAUACCAAUUCUCUUCAUGUGGGAAGAGUUUCAACCAAUUAAGUAAUCUACAUAAACAUGGAAAGAUUUGUAGUAGAGGUCUGCAGGGGUCUUAAAAUUAAACCCGGUCUGUACCAGAGACCGCGUGGUCCGAGCCUACCCAGCACGAAUGAUACCGUCAGAUUUUAAGCCUGAACCCAAAAUUGCUUAAUAUCUAAAUUCUUCUCCUAGCAAGUGUUGUAAUAGGCUAUAUUUUAUGUAAGGCACAGCAGACCCUCAGUACACUAGAGCAGAAGGGACCCAAAACGCACCGGGUUCUCGGGUCCCGUCAGGGUCAGGCUGGGUUGCAGACCUCUACCAAGUAGACACAGUGAGCAAAAAUCCUCUUCAGGCCCUUGAUAUCAAGUAAAUACGUUGAAAUUAACACUUCAGCAUCAUUGUCCUGUCAUCAGAGGUAUGUGUGGAACAUUGACCGAACAUUGUGAGACAAGUUCAGACAACAAACUUAAUUCAACAGUUAAAGGGAUAGGUCACCAAAACAAUCAUUUACUUACCCUCAUGCCACAAAACUGUCAAGCUCCAAAAUGACAAAAGAAGCAUCAAGGUAAUCCAUAUGGCUCCAGUGGUUUAAUCCAUAUCUUUAGAAAUGAUCCGAUCAGUUUUGGGUGUGAAUUGGCCAAACUAUAACUUAUUUUUAACUAUAAAUCUUGACACUGCAGUCUCUAGGUACACUUGUGAUUUCAAGCUUGACUACACUUCCUAAACACUUGAUGUGUGUGCAUAGAGCACUAAGAAGUGUAAUUGAGCUUGAAAUCACGAUCGCUAUGGAGACUACAGAUGUCAAGAUUUAUAGGAAAAAAGGAGUUGCACUUUGGUCUGUUCUUACCGAAAAUAGAGCUUGAAUCAAGAUUGUGAUCUUUGAAAGAUUAAUUGUUCAGCUCUAUUGGCAGCUAAUCUUGCACACAACAGCUCUUAUAAGGUUCCAGUAUGGUGUCCUGCAUCUGCAAAACCUCUUCCCCAUUUUAAUCAUGAUUAGAUAAAUACAAUAUUUUAAAACUUUUGUUAAACUUUGAUUAUUUAAACUGUGCAUUGACUUGACUUGCCUGCUGUGUGUUAACAUACUUCUGAUGUCAUUAUUAA
Molecule: messenger RNA, 10912 nt
Organism: Xyrauchen texanus (razorback sucker)
Lineage: Eukaryota; Metazoa; Chordata; Actinopteri; Cypriniformes; Catostomidae
Source: RefSeq, a predicted model, not a curated record